Colossoma macropomum (tambaqui) is the source of this 1053-nucleotide messenger RNA. RefSeq names its product inhibin subunit alpha (gene inha). Gene Ontology annotation, biological process: SMAD protein signal transduction. Gene Ontology annotation, molecular function: cytokine activity; growth factor activity. NCBI's taxonomy places the organism in Eukaryota, Metazoa, Chordata, Actinopteri, Characiformes, Serrasalmidae. The record is from RefSeq and is a predicted model, not a curated record. The transcript is spliced from 3 exons. Bases 1 to 1053 code for a protein of 350 amino acids. Gene Ontology annotation, cellular component: extracellular region.
AUGGGGAUCUACACCAUGUGUCCUGCUCUGCUCACCUGUACUCUGAUCAUGUUGGCAGUGCUGACUGACCGUCAGUCCCAGGCCUGCCCAGGAGAACAUGUGCCUCGGGAAGUGGUGCUGCUAUGGUUGAAGCAACGUAUCCUGGAGGGGCUUGGGCUAGAUGAGCCCCCUUUGCUCACACUGCAGAGGCCGCUUGGCGAGAGGGUGGACAGGGCAGCCCAACACGGAGCGUCACGAGUGAGCAGGGCGACCAGAGUGGAGCAAAGGCAGCAUCAGGAGACCUCGCAAGUUAUCCUGUUCCCCAGCUCCGACUCUACCUGUCUGCAUACGUCAAAUUUGUCCACCUCAGAGGCCUCCAGCCACUUCACCUAUUACUUCCAGCUGUCUCUGGACAACCAGGAGUCCGUCAUCACCUCUGCCCACUUCUGGUUCUACGCUGGUGAGGCCAUUGCAGGAGAUGCUAUCCCUGCCCCCCUCUACAUCCUCACAUCGCGCCAGGAGCUGCUAGAGGUGGCCAAAACACCGGCAAAGAGCAGUCCUGAUGGCUGGACCACCUAUCGACUGGACCGCCAUCUCCACGCUGCUAUGGCAGAUGGGCCGUUCAUGCUGCAGGUCCGAUGCCCAGCCUGCGGAUGUUACAGCUCGGAGGAGGACAAGACCCCCUUCCUGCACCUUCAUACCAGGCCACAUGCGCCUGACCGAGCCCGCAGGGCCCCGAGCAUCCCCUGGUCACCGAGCGCCAUUGAGAAGCUCCAGAGGCCUUCAUCUGAAGGCAUCAACAUCGACUGCAAGAGGGAGCAGAUUGAGAUAUCCUUCCAAGAGUUAGGUUGGGAUAACUGGAUCGUGCACCCAAAGGUAUUCAACUUCCACUACUGUCAUGGUAACUGCUCCAGCCUGGAGCGCACCACCACUUUGCUGGGGAUAAACCAGUGCUGUGCACCGGUGCCCGAGAGCAUGAAGUCACUCCGUUUCACCACCACUUCUGACGGAGGCUUCUCCUUCAAGUAUGAAACCCUGCCCAACAUCAUUCCUGAGGAGUGCAACUGCUUUUGA